Anneissia japonica is the source of this 1463-nucleotide messenger RNA. Its product is annotated as NEDD8-activating enzyme E1 regulatory subunit-like. Gene Ontology annotation, biological process: protein ubiquitination; protein neddylation; DNA damage response. The record is from RefSeq and is a predicted model, not a curated record. The transcript is spliced from 12 exons. Gene Ontology annotation, molecular function: ubiquitin activating enzyme activity; NEDD8 activating enzyme activity. Lineage: Eukaryota; Metazoa; Echinodermata; Crinoidea; Comatulida; Comatulidae. Gene Ontology annotation, cellular component: cytoplasm; nucleus. Bases 60 to 1463 code for a protein of 467 amino acids.
AGCGCGGUCAAUGUUUUAGGGUCUGGAUUCAGAGCCUAAAAUAGCAAAAAUAAUACAAGAUGGCUGCGCCCGUGAUUCGCAAGAGUGUUGACAAAGAAACUAAAUAUGACCGCCAGUUAAGAUUGUGGGGUGAUCAUGGUCAGUCAGCACUGGAGAAUGCCAAGAUCUGUUUGAUCAAUGCAACAGCCACUGGUACAGAGAUUCUUAAGAAUCUCAUCUUACCAGGCAUUGGCUCCUUCACUAUUAUAGAUGCUAACAAAGUCAAAGGAGAAGAUGUCGGCAACAACUUCUUCCUAACCCAGGACAGCAUAGGAAAAUCCCGUGCACAUGUGGCUACAGAAUUAUUGCUGGAGCUAAACGCCGACGUGUCAGGUAAUGCUGUUGAAGAGUCUCCUGAGCAAAUUCUAGAGAACAAUCCAGACUUUUUUAAAAGCUUCACGAUUGUGGUUGUCACUGAUCUUGUUGAAAGGACGUUACUUGACCUGUCAUCAAUCUUGUACUCUGCUGAUGUUCCAUUGCUCGUGUGCAGAAGCUAUGGUAUGAUCGGCUACAUGAGACUAGCAGUGAAGGAGCAUACGGUUAUUGAAUCUCACCCUGAUAAUGCCCAUGAAGACCUCCGAUUGGAUCGACCAUUUCCCAAGCUCAUUGAAUAUGCAAAUUCAUUGGACUUAGAAGCAAUGACUAAACAGGAACAUAUGCACACUCCAUACCUGAUACUACUAUAUAAAUUCCUGGAGAAGUGGAAAGAAACGCAUGAUGGGCAGAUUCCAAAAAAUUACAAAGAAAAGAAGAGUUUCAAAGAACUACUACGAAGUAGCAUUCGAAUAAAUGAGCAUGGAGCUCCGGAAGACGAGGAAAAUUUUGAUGAGGCAAUAAGCGCCGUAAACACCGCCCUCAUCCCAACAAAAAUUCCCUCGGACGUCCAGAAAAUACUAGAUGACCAAGCAUGUACAAAUUUAUCUUCUGAGAGUUCACCAUUCUGGAUCAUGGCACAAGCUUUAAAACAAUUUGUUGAAAAUGAAGGCAAUGCGAUGUUGCCACUGCGAGGGUCAAUACCAGAUAUGACAGCAGAUUCAAAGCGAUAUAUUCAACUUCAAAAUAUAUACAAAGAGCAAUCAAGAAAAGAUUGCAUUGCAGUGACCUCAAGAGUUCAACAAAUAUUAGUUUCCCUAGGAAAGGUAUCUGACAGCAUACAAGAUAAAGAAAUCAAGCUUUUCUGCAAGAACUCUGCCUUCUUACGUGUCAUCCGAUGUCGGUCGCUGGCCGAGGAGCAUUCAGCGGACACAGCAGCUGUACAGGAAAUAUCAAUGAAUCUGGAAAACCCAGACAGUGAAAUUGCCUGGUACAUAAUGUUGAGGGCGGCAGACAGAUUCUACAGUCAAUACAGCUAUUUUCCUGGCAGCUAUGAUGAUCAGGUUGACAGUGAUGCAGUUAAGUUAAAGGUGAGGCCAUGUAGCAUUUAA